This is a messenger RNA of Siniperca chuatsi (mandarin fish), 6134 nucleotides long. RefSeq names its product sp2 transcription factor (gene sp2). The coding region runs from base 102 to 1928 and encodes 608 amino acids. NCBI's taxonomy places the organism in Eukaryota, Metazoa, Chordata, Actinopteri, Centrarchiformes, Sinipercidae. Gene Ontology annotation, biological process: regulation of transcription by RNA polymerase II. Gene Ontology annotation, molecular function: DNA-binding transcription factor activity, RNA polymerase II-specific; RNA polymerase II cis-regulatory region sequence-specific DNA binding. The record is from RefSeq and is a predicted model, not a curated record. The transcript has 8 exons.
GGCCGUCGUUCAACGCUCCAUUGUCCGUGGAUUGGUGCAGCAGCGCGGGCGGAUUCCUCCAUGGGCUCGGUCUUCGAGGCUCGCGGACAGCGAAUGUCGUCAUGAGCGAACAACAGGACAGUAUGGCCACCACUGUUGCUGUCAGUCCCAGUGAAUACCUUCAGCCUUCCACCGCUUCCGCACAAGACACCCAGCCCUCUCCUCUGGCUCUCUUGGCUGCCACCUGUAGUAAAAUCGGCCCUCCUGCUGCUCAGGCUCCUGUCACCUCUCCUCCAGCGCAGCCGCAGCCUCGCAGGCUCCUCCCUAUAAAGCCAGCUCCAAUCGCCCCCGCACCGCCCAAAAACCUGGGUUUCCUGUCAGCCAAGGGCAAUGUGAUCCAGCUCCCUGCUGGCCUGGGCUCCACGGCCCCUGGCAGUCCCAUAGUCCUCACAAUCCAGCAGAGCCCGGCCCGUACCAACACCUCUGCCCCCGCCAACAUCCAGUACCAGAUGGUGCCGCAGAUCCAGGGCGCCCAGACUAUCCAGGUGAUGCCACAGGGAGGUCAGAUCCAGCUCAUACCAGGCACCAACCAGGCCAUCAUCACCACUCCCAUGACCGUACCGGCCCCUGCGGCCGCCACUACUCCUGUCACGCCGCAGAAGACUGUAGCCAUCAAGCCCUCCCCCAAGUCACGCAAGCCAAACAACUCUGCUGCAAACAUGGUGCAGCUGCCCGGUGGGCUCACGCUGCCGCUCAACGUGGCGACCGGAGAGGUGGGCGGGACUCAAAUCAUCACAGAGACGGCAGCUGCCCCUCCCAUUCCAGGAAAAGGACGACGAGGGAGGAAGAAGAAAGUGGUUCUGGCUGCUUAUCCUCCGCCUCUUCCUCCUGCACAGGCUGCCUCCCCACCCCCAGAGCAGAUGGAGACCAUCCUGAUAGAAGCUGGCGACAACAUCAUUCAGGCAGGUAACAACCUACUGAUCGUGCAGAGUCCCGGGCAGCCAGCUAUGGUGCAGCAGGUCCAACUGGUCCAGUCCAAACCGGAGUCUCAGCUGGUUCAGAUCCCCCAGCAGGCCUUGAAGGUGGUGCAGGCCGCCUCCGCAACAUUGCCGCCCGUCCCACAGAGACAGUCAGUCCCCUCCAGCCUGCAGGUCACUCAGACAGACCCAACACCAACACAGAUCCUCUUCAAAACAGCAUCGGGUGAGUGGCAGUCUGUUCAGCUCCAGGACUCGGUCUCCACGACAACGACCCCCACCACUUCGGUCACCACCACCACCACGUCGCCGCCGACCGGCACCAAGAGGUCAUUGGCGGGGGGACGGAAGGAGCGGACUCUAGCAAAAAUUGCUCCGGCGGGGGGAAUGAUAGCGUUGAAUACGUCGCAGCUCUCCUCAGCAGCUCAGGCAGUGCAGACGAUCAGCAUCAACGGGGUCCAAGUUCAGGGAGUUCCUGUCACCAUCACCAAUGCAGGGGGCCAGCAGCAUCUAACGGUGCAGACGAUGCAGGGCGGAGGGCUCCAGCUGGCAACAACGCAGGGCCAGCCGGCCAUCCAGGUAGACCAGACCCUCACCCUGGAGCUGCCCGGCCAGCCAGGAGAAAAGAAGCGGCGCAUGGCCUGCACCUGCCCCAACUGUAAAGACGCAGACAAGAGGCCCGGGGAGGUGGGGAAGAGGAAGCACAUCUGCCACGUCCCCGGCUGUGAGAAGACGUUCAGGAAAACAUCGCUGCUCAGAGCUCACGUCAGGCUGCACACUGGCGAAAGGCCCUUCGUCUGCAACUGGGUUUUCUGUGGGAAACGUUUCACGCGCAGCGACGAGCUGCAGCGGCACGCCAGGACGCACACAGGAGACAAGCGCUUCGAGUGCAGCCAGUGUCAGAAACGCUUCAUGAGGAGUGACCACCUGACGAAGCAUUACAAGACUCACAUAAACACCAAGAACCUGUGAGCUGCCUGUAUACUGAGUGUAUACGCAGACUAACUCUCUUAAACUAAAGACUGUAUUAGAGGAAGGAGGGCCGGAGGAGACGAUACCAAGGGAGUGUCUGUGACUUAUCCCAUUAUGGGAAAUACUCCCAAAAGUCCCUGUAUCCCCUCUCACUCCUCUAGGACACUGUAGUGUGGUGUACAAAGAAAUCCUUCCUGGUGGACUUCAUGAUCCAGCAAAUUUAUUAAUAAUAGUUUAUCUUUUUUCCUUUAUCUCUGAGCGGAGACCAGAACCAGCUCCGACUGAACGCGUAAGAUGACGAGUUGGCGAGGCUUCAGAUGCAGAUGCUUAACUCUGCUUGCUUAUUUAUGAACUUCUCUGGGGCAAGAACAUACACAGAAUUAUUCAGACGCCAAAACCAAGACGACAGGACUCCAGUCACAGUUUCCCUCUCUUUUGUUUUUCUUCCCCCAAAUCCUGCUUGGUUUUCAAUUUGUUUGUUGUGGAACAUUGGGAGCUCCCAGAAAUUGGCUAUCAAGCACCAAAAAUGGAAAAAAUUCAAUACCACGUUUUGUAAAUUUAACAGAAAUUUGUUUUACUUCAGUGGAAUGGUAAUUUUGGGUUUCAGUAGGAGUCCCUGCUGCUUUAAAACCUGUAUUCCCCAAAAAGUUGGGGACCAUUACAUAAAACUUCCCUCACAAGACUUUUGAAAACCUUUUAGAAGUUUACAUCGGCUGUUUUUAAAGUGUGUAUAUGCAUACUAUUAUACAUAAUAUUAAUAAUGAUAAUAAACUAUUUAUAACAUUUUUCCAUACAAUUGUUACAAAUUAAUUUACAAAGUCAGUAUGUAGUUAAACUUGACAUGAACAAGGAAACAGACAAAAUGAGACUAAGUUUAAAAACAAGAGGCUUAAAAUCUUACAGCAGAAAUACAGAGAGGCUGUAAAAAGAACAUUUUAUCAUAUGCACAAGUUUGCUUUGAUGGUACUGAUGGAGCUCUUCCAGCAGAGCGAUCCAAGACCUGGCAUCUCUGAUGGCAAAGUUUGAGAUGCAGUCAUUUAGCUGCCAAGACUUCAGAACAAAAGAGCAGCACUUCAGGCUGAGCUCAGGCCUGGAAGGGGUUUAAUAUGCAGUUCAGGGCCUGAAGUCACUGUGCCUUAAAAGUUGUCAUUAAAAUCAAUUUCCAAACAAACUGGAAAAAAGUGAAGAGCAGUGAAGAUCCUGACUCCUGCUGGAAAAUAUACAUACAGUGGUCUAAAUGCUACAAGAUAAAAGUAUGGACAAAUUUCAAGGUCAGCAAACAUUACAAAAGACAUUUUCUUGGAAAUACAGUUUGCUUAAACUGAGAGAAGCAACCCUGAACAUCUUUGAUAAAUAAAACAAGUUUGAAUUGAGUGUCACAGUCAAACUUGGUAAAGCUUAGUAAGGUUUCAAAUAUUGUCUCGUGUCUGGUUGAUGGAGUUUUGGGGGCAGGGGAAGCAAUAUCGAGACAGUUUUUAAUCAACAUUAAGGAAAUUUGGACAUUCUGAAAGGACAUCAAUGAGGCUUUUGAAGGGACUUGAAUCUCCCAUUUUGAGUUGUACAUCAAAUGCUCAUACUGUCAAAAUAACUGUUAUGCUUAGACGCAGUGUCACAAAGUGCAAACAUGUAAUUGGAGAAUAAUAGAGGACCCAGGAUUGAUCCUUGUGGAACACCAGAUGUGAGAGCUUUUAAGAUCGACCCGCCCUACCAAAUUUUCUGAGUGAUCAGGCAGUAUGUUGUGAUCAUAUAUACUUUCAUAUGAUUAUAUGACCCAUACAUAACAUCUCAGAUGUGUGGAGGAUUCUAAUGCCUGACAGAAAUUCUUCGGAAAUGUUCAGAAAAUGUGAGUUUACGGACAGUUUUGUAAUUAAUGAGAGUGAGUUUUUUCUGUUGAGGUUUGACAGUUAAGUCUCUUUUAUUAAUGAGUCAUGUUUCAUAGAUGAAACGUUUGUGGCAGACUGUACCAAUAACCUGUCCAAGCAGGUUUGUUGGGAUAAUGUCCACGGAUAAUGAUGAUUUCACAUAUGAAUCUAUGUAUACUUCCUACAAUUCUCUACCUUUGGAGAAGUACUGCAAAAACUUUCAACUUUCUGGAGAACUUCCUGUGUUGUCAAGAGCAACUGGGCGAGUCCAAGAGUUUUUUUUUAAUUUGAGAAGUAAGGUCAAAGAGGUCUCUUGAGUCUCCAGGUGCUAAGGAUUUAAUUCAGUGAAAUAUUAGUGAUAAGAGGAGUCGAUCACCCAGGUGAUAAACCCGCUCACACCAGGUCGCUACAUGUUUGGUUAUCCAUCUUGGAUACCACAACAGUUACGCUUACGUCUAGGGCUGGGUAUCGAACUUCAAUACUUUUUGGUACUGACCAGUACUGAAAUGUGUCCUUAGCACUGAGUAUCAAGUAUUGAGAGUUGGAAAUGUUUGGCCAGAUUCAUCCUGUUUACUUGUUCUUUUAUCACAUAGUUCCUGAUUUUUAGAUUUUGUAGUUUUAGACAUUUUUCUGUUUAGGUAAAGUUCUUGAAUGGCUGCGUGUGUUUAGACAACAUUUAACUUUAACAUCAACUUAACAACUUCUCCUUUUGUUAACUGAAAACUCUUUUUUUUAACCUGAUAGGUUUGGGUUUUUACUAUGGCAUAUAUUUGAGAAAAACAUGUUUAUACUUUGCAAAGUAAGGUGUCAAAAAAAAAGUAAGAAUUUGGUACCUGUACCAAACGAUACCCAGCCCUACUUACACUGUGUGUACUGAUAAAUAACAACAACUAAAUUCCAGGGUAACUCUGCUAUUCUGCUUUACUUAGGGUAUUAUUUUGAUUUGAUGAUUUGUAGCCUAUGCAUUGCUGUAUAUAUGAUCAGAUUUCCAAUUAUUUGGCCUGACAUGACAAUCACGUCUCGAGAUGAAGAAAAAAACCUUUCUCAGGCCUUCGAUAAAUUACUUUGUACAUGAUUUUUUUCCAGCUAUGUGAUAGCUUUAAUUCUGAAUUAACACUUGAGAUGUUUUUGUUGAUAUACAGAUGACCAGCAUUAGGCCUACUGUACAGUGUUCACACAAGUUACUUUAAUAUCUUUUGCUUUACAGAAAACAUACUGUUGCUCAUAUUGUUUUUUGAUGUAAUGAAGAUGUACUGACCUUUUUGUUAACAGGUCAUCAGUCAGUUCGAAGUCUGAACUUGUAUGGGAGUUCCUUUCAUUUAAGAAAAACACCGACUUAUUGUCAAAUAAGCUUUUUGGUCAAAUGAGCGUGGUGCCAUCAGACAGCAGGUAGCGGCUUCACCUCUGUGUUGAGUUUUCACUGUGGCGUGUUUUAAUGCUGUGACGUAUGUGUUUAAUGGAUGGUGCUGCCUUGCUAAACAUUAUCCAACAACAACAACUUCUCUGUACACAACAGAAAUUUGACCAAAAAGCUAUAGUCAGAUUUAUUUUUAAAGCACUUUGAACCAGUUUUCCUCAAAGUGCUUCACAGCGGCAACAGAUAACGUAAAGCUUAGGUGGCCAAUAUUUGGUGUAUUUUUUCAAGAAUAUGUCGGAAGACAUGCGAUGCCAUUGGGAUGGAUAGACAGAGCCUGCUCAUAUUUAUGUUUGUAUUUCAUGUCUGAAUAUGUAAAUACAGUGUGUGUCUGGUAGACGCACUGUAGACACAAAUGUAGGAUAUUAGAAAACAAAAGUUAAGCUGCCUAGUGUUGUGGUUGGCACGGCCAGCCCCGAAGGAAAUGGACUUUGUACAGUGUGUAAGGAAUAAAAUAUAAUGUGACAUUGUAUAGCUUCAUUCCUGCUUUGUAUAAGACUUCUAGAUCUUUUUUCUAUUGAAUUAAAGAUGCCUUAGACAGCUGCUCCCAGUAUUUAAAGAUGUUUUUUUUUCUGUCUAAUUCCAGGUAACAUUUGUAAAGUUCCUUUUGUGUUUUUAACUUAUGUUACAUGCUAAUGUAAUGUGCACUGAUUAAAAUCCCAGGUUCCAAAAUGUGUAAAUUUAAUCUUGAUUGUAAUUAAAUAUAAUGAGAUUUUCCAAAUUAAGACAUUUCUGUUGCUUGGUUUCUGUGAAUUAAAUGCUUUUCCUUCUCCAAGCCUACAUGUCAUAUAAUGUUCUGCAGCCAAUUCCUGUGUUUAUCAGGAGAACCCAGAGAACCAGCAAUUCAUUUUAUAACUUGUAUAAAGGUGCUGAAACAUAAAGUUUGCUCCUUUUCUACAGUCACCCCCCUCAAUAAAGAACUCAAACUGC